CUUUUUUUUUUUUGUGGGUUGUUGUUUUCAUCAUCGUCUUGUUAUUAUCCAAUCUUUUCUUAAUUUCAUAUAAAAGGUACAAAAGUUUCAAAAUUUUAUUUUGUCCUUAUAUGUCACAUUUUAUCCAUAACAUUUCACCCAAUUAAGAAUUUUAUUUUUGGCUCUAUGCUUGAAUUUUCUCAUAAAUGAGGAGAAAUUGAAAGUGGGUAGGAGCUAAAUUUUUGGAGAAAACUAAUUUCAUGUCCAAUAAUUUGUUCCUUAAUUAUAGGCAUCCAUUGUUCAAAAAGAUCUUUUGAUUUUGUUGUCUGCUUCUUUUCGCCUGUGAUCUAGGGUUUUUUAUUCCCUGCUCUCAUUGAGAUUGUGGGUGGUUAGAGGUGCAGGGUUGUCUUUCAGAAUCAUCAGCCAAAGUUUGAGGUGGAUUUUUCGAAUUUCUUGAUUGAUUUAAGUAGCUUUUGUCGAAAAAGAAUUUGUGCAUUUCAUUUCUUGAAAAAGGCAAUUAAGCUUGGGAAUUAAGUGAGAGGAUUACCACUUUAUAUAAUUACUUGGCUGUAAUUUCAUUUGACAAUUUGAGUCUCUAUUGGAAGUAUAAGCCUUAGUUUGAGCACUUUCAGAUUUAUGAUAUAUAAGAGGAAGAUUUAGGUGUUAAUACGAGUUUAUAUUAGUGCCAUAUGGCUUCUCGAGAAGGGGAGUUUUUGAUUGAUAUUGAAUGUGGUGGUACUACCUCAGAGGAAGAGGGAAGUGGGGAUGUUUCUGGUAAUAGCCGAGGGAGAAAAUCGUUGAGUAGGGCCCACAACGGGGUUUUAAGUUAUGGAUUGACAAGCGGUGUGAUUGAUAUUGACUCGAGUGAUAGUUUCUCUAAAUUAAAUGAUGUUGGUGGUCAAGGAGUAGAGUUGGUCAUUGACAAAAGUUUGGGAGGUGAAGAAGGUAGAGAUCUUGCAGCUCUUUUAGAAAAGAGGAAUUUAAAUGAGCAACGAAAAAAGCCGAGCUCCAAAAACGCUUCCAAACCACCACGACCUCCUAAAGGUCCAUCAUUGACUGCAUCGGACCUAAAGUUGGUGAAGGAGCUUUCGGAGCUUGCUGCUAGGAAGCGUGCAAGAAUUGAACGGAUCAAAGCGUUUAAGAAGAUGAAAGAUGCCAAGCGGCCAUCUCCAAGCAGCAGUGUAACUGCAAUGGUGAUAACUGUUCUCUUCUUCCUUAUAAUAGUAUUUCAAGGUAUAUUUUCCGGAAAUAACUUUGCUAAGAAGUUUCAGGGGUCUCCUGCACCGGCUACAGCAAGUGAGGGUUUAAUUUCAAUUCAACUCUUCAACAAUGCUCCUACAAAUGAGAUUAAUCAUCCCAUUUCUUUCCCUCCUAGUUCUUUGGAGCUGGCUUCCGGAUUUAGUCCCCAGGAGCAAGAAGGCAGGGAUGCCCGGUAAAAAUCCGUUCUUAGAAUCAGCAGGCUAAUCUGACACUUCACAUUUUGAUAGAUUGAUUUUUUGUAACUUCUGAUCAAUUUUAAUUUUUUCAUUUUUUUCCCCAAACUUCUGCUCAUCUGUAAAUAUUCGUACUAGAACAUAUCUGGGAGGAUGUAUAGGUAUUUGCAUGACUUGAACCGUGUCUUAUCCAGACUCCGAUAUUCAGAUCAAGGAGCAAUUUUUUGAGCCUUCCA
This is a messenger RNA of Beta vulgaris subsp. vulgaris (sugar beet), 1648 nucleotides long. RefSeq lists its product as hypothetical. The transcript has 4 exons. The record is from RefSeq and is a predicted model, not a curated record. NCBI's taxonomy places the organism in Eukaryota, Viridiplantae, Streptophyta, Magnoliopsida, Caryophyllales, Amaranthaceae. Bases 669 to 1415 code for a protein of 248 amino acids.